AGGCAUCAUCCUUGUGACGAUCCAAUCGAUCCCGGAAUGGGCUACGCUUACUUUCGGAUGUAUGGCUACAACAGCACAAGUGGUCACUGUGAGCAGUUCAUCUACGGUGGUUGCGGUGGCAACGACAACAGGUUUGAGAGCCUGGAGGAGUGCAAAGACAAGUGCGAACAUCGUCGAAAGCGAUGCAUAAUAAUGUAA
This is a messenger RNA of Dibothriocephalus latus, 198 nucleotides long. Lineage: Eukaryota; Metazoa; Platyhelminthes; Cestoda; Diphyllobothriidea; Diphyllobothriidae. The record is from the annotation of a GenBank genome assembly.